Cyphellophora attinorum is the source of this 624-nucleotide messenger RNA. RefSeq lists its product as uncharacterized. The record is from RefSeq and is a predicted model, not a curated record. The transcript has 2 exons. The coding region runs from base 1 to 624 and encodes 207 amino acids. Lineage: Eukaryota; Fungi; Ascomycota; Eurotiomycetes; Chaetothyriales; Cyphellophoraceae.
AUGGCAGCAUAUCUCAGCUUGCUAGGUGUGCCAAGCGCCUCCGCUCCCAAGAACACAAGAACUACAUCACGAUUCCAACUCCAUUGCUCCAAUUCCACUUCACUCGAGCUCAAUCACCCAACCAUAAUCAACCGCAAAGAUGGGUUGUUCAGGCUUCUUCCGCUCGCUGAAUUGCUGCCUUCCGAAGAAAACUCGGGCAAGCAAACAAAGAACCCGUCAGACUCGUGGUCAAACAUCAUCACCACCAAGAUCUCCGCGUCUGACACCAUCAACUACGAGAUCUCCGCGUCUGGCACCAUCGCCUGCAAGAUCUUCGCAGCGCAGCUCACCAAUACACUCAAAUUACGACGAGUCAUACGGAAUGCCGUCGAACCGGAACUCGAACGACUAUACAGUGGCGAUGUCGUCUACGCCGAGUCUACUUACACCGAACCUCCGUGUGUCGACACCGAACUCAGUUAUACCGACACCGAACUACAACAUGCCGACGCCGAACUACAAUGUGCUGACACCGACUUCAUUUCGAGGUCAGCCUGGUCAGGAGGCACGACGAAUACACAGCAGCAAGAUUUCAGCGUUGCAGCUGGGAUCGCCGCGUGCCAGCGCUUGCAUCUUCAGGGCUGA